CGGGUCCUUCGGUUCGGUGCGUGUGCGCAGCGUUCCGGGAUGGGGUUAUGAGGGGGUAGGGGGUGUUGGGUUGUCCCGGGUGGGGCCCUUCCCCGGGUGCCUCCCGCAGGGGGGGGCCCCUCCCUGCUGUGGCCGGGCCCCUUUUAAGGAGCUCCACCCCGGGCCGGGCCGAGCCAGGGUGGAGCCGCGGGGCCGUUCACACCUCGGUACGGCCCGGCACGGCUCGGCACGGCUCGGCCGGGAGCAUGAUCCUGCCCGCGGAGGGGAUGAGCACCGCGCACCCGCGGAGGAGCCCCUCCCGCGCUGCCGGGGCGGGGAAGGUGACAGCCGCCAUGAGCUCGUCGGCACUGCUGGCAGAGGGUCCUCUCGACCCACCGGUGCUGCUGGCAGACAUCAAGACGGAGCCCCCCGAGGAGCUGCUGGCCAGCGACUGCGGCCAGCCGCAGGCUGAGCCUGUGGAUCUCUCCCUCAACAAAUCCAAAGUGGCAGCGACCUCGGCUCCGGCGCCGCCGCCGCCGCCGCCGCCCCCCACCUCGGUCCAGUCCUCCCCCAUGCUGGUGGCGCCUCCGCUGCCCGUUCCCACCACGGUGUCCAUCUCGCCCUCUGGCCUCAGCUCCACCUCGGCCAUCCCUGCCGUCCUCUCGCCCGGCUCCAUCCUGGCCUCCACGCAGGGCAGUGGUGGGCAGCAGAUCCUCCAUGUCAUCCACACCAUCCCUUCUGUCAACUUGCCCAGCAAGAUGGGCAACCUCCAGACCAUCCCCGUGGUGGUGCAGUCCCUCCCCGUGGUUUACACCACCAUGCCCACGGACAGCGUGGCCGCCAUCACCGUGCCCCUCAUCGGGGGGGACGGCAAGAACGCCGGCUCUGCUUUUCUUUCCCGCCCCCCACCAGUGAAAGUCGACCCCAGCUCCAUGUACCCCAUGGACAUGAACAGUGACAGCGAGGACAGUGCCUCUGAGAGUGGCCCAGCACCUUUCCAGGACCUCCAGAGAGAGCCGGCGGCGCGGGGGCAGCGAGCUGACUCCCCUGACCUAAAGAAGAGAAGAAUCCACCAGUGUGACUUCGAGGGCUGCAACAAGGUCUACACCAAAAGCUCCCACCUCAAAGCUCACCGACGGAUACACACAGGAGAGAAGCCCUACAAAUGCACGUGGGAAGGCUGCACCUGGAAGUUCGCCCGCUCGGACGAGCUGACGCGGCACUUCCGCAAGCACACCGGCAUCAAGCCCUUCCGCUGCUCGGACUGCGACCGCAGCUUCUCCCGCUCCGACCACCUGGCCCUGCACCGCCGCCGCCACAUCAUGAUGUGAGCGCCGGCCCUGCCUCCGCCUGCCUGCGGGCCGGGGCCC
Molecule: messenger RNA, 1349 nt
Organism: Dryobates pubescens (Downy woodpecker)
Lineage: Eukaryota; Metazoa; Chordata; Aves; Piciformes; Picidae
Gene: KLF8
Product: KLF transcription factor 8
Exons: 5
Coding region: 246-1310 (354 amino acids)
Biological process (GO): regulation of transcription by RNA polymerase II
Molecular function (GO): DNA-binding transcription factor activity, RNA polymerase II-specific; RNA polymerase II cis-regulatory region sequence-specific DNA binding
Source: RefSeq, a predicted model, not a curated record